CAGGUGGCAGUGUGACCACAGAGCGCCUGUCAAAUCAACAGUGCCACACAUGUGCGCAUGCGCAGGGGGUUGUGGGGGAAUCAUGCUUUAGAAAACAAACUGAAAUUGAUGUGAAAAUGUAGAGUAGAGUAACCUAAUACAUUUUUUUUCAAGCAAUGGGGAUACCCUGAUAUUAGUAAUACAAUGGCAACUCCCGCUAUUCGGAUGUUUCGGAGGUUAGAGGGUCUUUUUUGUGUGUACAAACCCUCCGGUGUCCACUGGAAACUUACACGGGACAGCAUCGAGACAAAUCUUCUCAAAGGUUUAAAUGCAGCACCAGUGCCGCCUCUUCCUCGGGAGGUCCGUUUCUUGGCACAGCCAGGCAGUGAGACUGAAGCAUCCAAGGGACUCACACUGUCUGCAGCCUCUCUGCCAGUACUAUCCAAACACCAUCUGGUGACUGGACCUGAAUUCCAGCGUAUCCGAGUUGGGGUAGGACAUCGCCUGGAUGCAUUUUCUUCUGGUGUUCUAGUUCUUGCAGUGGGGAACGGAAACAAGGCCCUGCAGGAUCUCUACACUUCACGAGUCACAAGGGAUUACACGUUAGAGGGUGAAUUUGGGACAGCAACAGAUGAUUUCUCUCACACUGGCCGAGUUGUGGAAAGGUCCACCUACGGUCACAUCACACAGGAUAAGCUGGACAGAGUCUUGGCAAUGCUGCAGGGAGCCAAUAAUAAGGCCUUGUUAAUGUAUUCCAAUGUAGACAUGUCCUCACAGGAAGCCUAUGAGAUGGCUGUGCAGGGUUUACUGGGUCCAGAGGGGAAAUCUGUGCCUAUUUUGACAGGCCUGCGUUGCAUUCGCUUCCAGCCUCCCAACUUCACUUUGGAGGUGCAGUGUCUAAAUGAAACUCAGAAAUAUUUGCGCAAAGUUGUUCACGAGAUAGGACUUGAACUGCGCAGCACAGCAGUGUGUAAGGGAGUUCGACGGACAAGAGACGGCCCCUUCACCCUGCAGGAUGCCCUGACCCACCACCACUGGACUGCUUCUGAUGUCAUGCGCGCCAUCCGACAGUACCACUCCUCUAAGAAAAGUAAAAAACGUUCCCAUGCACAGAUCAAGGAUCCAGGAUUAAAACCACCAGAAGAGAAUAUGGCAGCCAGUCAGCAAAGUGACACCAACUGGGAAGAAGCAGAACAAAAAGUUCAAUAAUUUGAGCUGUGGCCAGCAGGUAAUUCGGUAAUGUCAGUCUGAUUAUAAACAGUGACUCUAUGAAACCAGCGUCUGAGUUCAGCUCAGUUGGAAAAGAGGUUUGAUAGACCAGAGAUCCUGGUUUCUAAAAGAGAAAGUAUCAAAUUGGACACAAUUCAUCACAUUUGUUUAAUGUCUGAACUUUCUGUAUUUCAUAUAAGUUUCAAUGUGUUCACUUUUGUUAUCAUGCAGAUAAUGUUAACUUAUUUUCCAAAUGUUAAUAUUAAAGUGGUUUAUGAAAUAAAUUAAAACAGAAUUUGA
Thunnus maccoyii (southern bluefin tuna) is the source of this 1488-nucleotide messenger RNA. RefSeq names its product TruB pseudouridine (psi) synthase family member 2 (gene trub2). Lineage: Eukaryota; Metazoa; Chordata; Actinopteri; Scombriformes; Scombridae. Gene Ontology annotation, molecular function: pseudouridine synthase activity; RNA binding. The record is from RefSeq and is a predicted model, not a curated record. The coding region runs from base 184 to 1188 and encodes 334 amino acids. The transcript has 8 exons. Gene Ontology annotation, biological process: pseudouridine synthesis; RNA processing.